AUGGAUAUAAGCCCUUUCCCACCGCCACACAAGCCGAUGCUGUACUGUACCGACUCUCCACCGAACGAGAUGGCCCCUCCAUACCUACGAGCUAGCAAAAAUGUGAACAAUACGCUUGUGUCACCUCCUGCGCCAAACGUCCAGUUGCCAGCUAUCGUCUGCACACCUGUUCGACCUGCUCCGAAGCGUCCAGUAAAUCUAACGCUGGACUCGCCCAUACCGGUACCAGCAGACGCAACUGUUGCUUCCGAAUACGUACCUAUGAACCCUCCAAAAGCCAUGAAAAUUGCUCAAAAGGAAGACGAUCUUCGUUUGCCAGCGAUUUCUUUGAAUCGUCUCAAGAUCAGUGAUCCGAUUCCACUGAUAGUUGCAGGCAAGGCAGUUAAUGUUCAAGCGAAGAGCCCUCCAAAUACCUCUGCUCAUGAAAAACCUUCACAGACUUUUAUUGCCACCUUAGAAGACACACUUCGAGCACAGACUUUGGGUCGAAACGCCAAGCUUUCACCUGGUUUGAAAAAUAAGGCGUUGCCAAAACCUCCGGUGCCUGACAGGUCAGAAAAACCUGCGUUACGCAUUCCCAAGGAUUCACCCAAGGAAAGACUUUACGACGUGCCAGCGGACUCAUAG
This is a messenger RNA of Cooperia oncophora, 627 nucleotides long. The record is from the annotation of a GenBank genome assembly. NCBI's taxonomy places the organism in Eukaryota, Metazoa, Nematoda, Chromadorea, Rhabditida, Trichostrongylidae.